CAGGCUGCAGAGCUGUCUGGUGGCCUCCGCGCCAGGAGGCAGCAACCAGCAGACAUGGCAGAAUUCUCCCAAGUCCUGACCGAAAUAGGCAACUUUGGACGCUUCCAGAAGUGGCUGCUGGUAAUGCUGAGUAUCCCCAACUUCCUGUCUUCCUUCCACAUGUUUUCCCAGAUCUUCAUGGUCCUGGAUGAGACCCACCACUGCUCAGUGGCCUGGGUCAAGAACCACACUUUCAACCUCAGCGCAGCGGAGCAGCUGUCCCUGAGCGUGCCCCUGGGCGCGGCGGGCCGCCCCGAGCCCUGCCUCAUGUUCCGGCCACCCCCUGCCAAUGCCAGCCUGGAGGACAUCCUCGCCCACCGCUUCAAUGAGACACAGCCUUGCGAUUCGGGGUGGGAGUAUCCUGACCGCAGGGCCCCGUCCCUACAGAAUGAGUUCAACCUGGUUUGUGAUCGGAGGUACCUGAAGGAGACCUCGCAGUCAGUGUACAUGGCUGGGCUCCUCGUUGGGGCCCUCAUCUUUGGGCCUCUCUGCGACUGGAUUGGCCGAAGGAUCACAAUCCUGGUGCAGCUGGUGCUCUUCGCCCUCUUUGGCCUGGCCAUGGCCUUCGUGCCCAAUUUUGAGCUCUACAUGACCCUGCGCUUUGCUGUGGCCACUGCUGUGGCUGGAUACACCUUUAGCAACGUCGCCCUGCUUUCAGAGUGGGUGGGGCCCUCGCAGAGGACUAAGGCUGUGGUCCUGGCCCAGUGUACCUUCUCCAUCGGGCUGAUGGUGCUGGCGGGACUGGCCUAUGGCGUCCGUAACUGGCGGCUCUUCCAGAUCGCUGGCACAGCGCCUGUCUUGCUGCUCUUCUUCUACUUCUGUGUCCUGCCGGAAUCUGCACGGUGGCUCCUGACCCAGGGGAGGGUUGAGGAGGCCAAAAUAUUGAUCCAGAAGGCGGCUGUGGUCAACAGGAGAAAACUCUCCCCAGAGCUUCUGAACCAGCUGGCCAUGGAGAAGACAGGGCCCUCGGGGAAUGCCCUGGAUCUUUUCAGACAUCCCCAUCUCCGGAAGGUGACCCUCAUCCUCUUCUGCGUCUGGUUUGUGGACAGUCUGGGGUACUACGGCCUGAGUCUCCAAGUGGGAGACUUUGGCUUGGAUAUUUACCUGACGCAGCUGAUCUUCGGGGCCGUGGAGGUGCCUGCCCGCUACUCCAGCAUCUUCAUGAUGCAGUGGCUGGGUCGCAAGUGGAGCCAGAUGGGGACUCUGGUUCUGGGUGGCCUCAUGUGCAUCAUCAUCAUCUUCAUCCCAGCAGAUCUGCCCGAGGUGGUCACUGCGCUGGCCGUGGUGGGGAAGUUCGCCACAGCUGCUGGGUUUACCAUCUCCUACGUGUACUCAGCUGAGCUCUUCCCCACCGUGCUCCGGCAGACAGGCAUGGGCCUGGUGGGCGUCUUCUCGAGGAUUGGGGGCAUCAUCACACCACUGGUGAUCCUGCUGGGCGAAUACCACAAAGCCCUGCCCAUGGUCAUCUACGGCAGCCUCCCCAUUGGAGUGGGCUUGCUCUGUGCCCUACUGCCAGAGACACGUGGCCAGACCCUGAAGGACACCAUCCAAGACCUGGAGCAGGGGCCCCGCCCACGGUCUCUGGAGUCAGCACCUUCGGAAAAGGAAGCGGAGGACACAGGGAAAACUUCCAGGGCAGGGGUGGCCUUUGUGAGCAGCACAUACUUCUGAUGGUGUCUGGAGGAGCCAGACCAGCACUAACAGGGAGCUGCCUACACCUGACCCUGGAGAUGGCUGCAACCCAUGAGCAGGCCAGCCUUGCAUUGGACGGAGCCGCCGAGACCUGGCCCAGCACCAGCUGCAUGCUGUGGAGCCCAAAACAGAAGAUGAGGGGAGACCACUUCCCUCCUUCCAUCCCCUUUGUUAUCCCCAGAGUCCCACCCCUAAAACCCUGCCCUGGCGUAGGGUCCAGGUUGUGUUUCGGGCUUAGCUUGUUCUCUGGCAGCCUCAUUAGAGACCCCUCACCUUAGACCCCAGAAACAGUGUCCCCUUCUGGGGUCCCCUGUCCUCAAAACAGUGUCAAACCCAAACCAGAACACCUAUGUAGGGCUUUUCCAAGUAUGUGGGAGUAGGAAGAGGAGAAAUGUGAGAGUGUGGGUUCUGGCCAGGCUUGCGGAAGCAAAGACUAAAGAGAAGGUUGGGGUGCUCGCUUGUGCCCAGCCGGCGUGACUCGGGGGCCAGCAGUGGGGGACGAGGUGGGUCCUAUU
Molecule: messenger RNA, 2246 nt
Organism: Condylura cristata (star-nosed mole)
Lineage: Eukaryota; Metazoa; Chordata; Mammalia; Eulipotyphla; Talpidae
Gene: SLC22A13
Product: solute carrier family 22 (organic anion/urate transporter), member 13
Exons: 10
Coding region: 55-1710 (551 amino acids)
Biological process (GO): transmembrane transport
Cellular component (GO): membrane
Molecular function (GO): transmembrane transporter activity
Source: RefSeq, a predicted model, not a curated record